This is a messenger RNA of Capsella rubella, 2261 nucleotides long. RefSeq names its product GDSL esterase/lipase At4g18970. Gene Ontology annotation, molecular function: hydrolase activity, acting on ester bonds. Lineage: Eukaryota; Viridiplantae; Streptophyta; Magnoliopsida; Brassicales; Brassicaceae. The transcript is spliced from 5 exons. The record is from RefSeq and is a predicted model, not a curated record. Bases 970 to 2061 code for a protein of 363 amino acids.
ACUCUUCCCUCAUUACUAACCAACUCUAAUCUAAACUCCUCUUGUUUAUGCUUUUGGUGUCUACUUAGCUUAGUACACAAAGGUUGAAUCUUUGUGGACAAAUGCUUCACAAUUUGUUCCCCAAAGUGAUUGUUUUCGUAGAUUAUCACUUAAGAAGACGAAGAAGCAUGAGCAAAGACACAGAAUUUAUGAACUUCAACUACCACAUUAAGUCAACCAUGAUGAUGAUCAUCAUUACAUAGUCUUUUUCAAAAAAUAUCAUCAUGACAUAGUGUCUCUUCCUCCUCCCAUUUAAUGUUUCUUCCAUCUACCUCCAUUAAUACAUACAUCCAUACCUCGACAUCAUUCUAAACCCUCGAUUCUAACACAACCAGAAUCAAUCUUAGCUGUUCGAUUGCUUCCCAGGACACAGGACACAUGAUCACGACUAUGCAAGUGGCCCUUACAUUUCUUGAUUUGUCUACAAUUUGCCAUCUAUCACAAAACCAAACUAUUGUCUUAUCCCUUGGCACAGUAGUAAAAAAUAUGCUAAAAGGGUAAGUUAGUCGUUGUUUGGAUCUCACAUCUCUAAGCCUUCAAUUCAAAUGUCCAAUCCUCUAUGUGAUUCUUUCGAACAUAAGGUUCCCUGUGAAGACAAAGUUCUUGACUUUUUCUGGCAACUAUAAUAACAGAAUGAUCAGAUUACAUACAAGUUGUUCUCAGUGCUGUAAGAAACAGAGUCUUAUUGAUCAGAUCCAUACGUAUACAGUUACUUAACAUUAUCACCGCGUGACAUUAAUGCUUCUUCAACUGUCUAAAAGAUCAGUACUUUUUUUUUGUUCUUUUGUCAUUCCCUCCAUAUUCGUAUUCCCUUCAUUAUAUACAUCCAUUUACAUUCUUCACGUUCUCAAACCAAUCUCUCUCUUUCUCUCUCUCUCUUCUCUUCUUCACGUUCUCUCACUUAUCGGAUAAGGGAGUACGCAGAGAGAGAUGGCUAGAGUUUGUGUAAUGAUGAUGAAGGUAAUAAUGAUAAUGGCUAUGGCUAUGAACAUAGCUAUGUGUGAUCCAAUAGCACCAUGUUACUUCAUAUUCGGUGACUCUUUAGUUGAUAGUGGAAACAACAAUCGGCUUACCUCUUUAGCAAGAGCUGAUUACUUCCCUUACGGUAUCGACUUCCAGUUUGGUCCAACAGGCCGGUUCUCCAACGGCAAAACCACCGUCGAUGUCAUAACUGAGCUUCUUGGUUUCGAUGACUACAUUACACCGUAUUCUGAAGCAAGGGGAGAAGAUAUCCUGAGAGGAGUGAACUACGCUUCUGCAGCUGCUGGGAUCCGAGAAGAAACUGGUCGACAAUUGGGAGCUAGAAUAACAUUUGCAGGACAAGUAGCUAACCAUGUAAACACUGUGUCACAAGUGGUGAACAUACUCGGAGAUGAGAAUGAAGCUGCUAAUUACCUAAGUAAAUGCAUCUACUCGAUCGGGUUAGGCAGUAACGACUAUCUCAAUAACUAUUUUAUGCCUGUUUAUUACUCCACCGGGAACCAGUACUCCCCUGAUUCCUUUGCCAACGACCUCAUAACCCGCUACACCCAGCAACUUCGGAUAUUGUAUAACAAUGGAGCGAGGAAGUUUGCGCUAGUUGGUAUCGGAGCAAUAGGAUGCAGCCCAAAUGAGUUGGCACAGAACAGCAGAGACGGAACAACUUGUGAUGAAAGGAUCAAUUCCGCAAACAGAAUCUUUAACAGCAAGCUCGUAUCUCUGGUCGACCAUUUCAACCAAAACACACCAGACGCCAAGUUCACUUACAUUAAUGCUUAUGGUAUCUUCCAAGACAUGGUAUCCAAUCCUGCUCGCUACGGGUUUAGGGUGACAAACGCGGGAUGUUGUGGAGUUGGGAGGAACAAUGGACAGAUAACUUGUCUUCCUGGUCAAGCUCCAUGUCUGAACAGAGACGAGGUCGUGUUCUGGGACGCGUUUCAUCCAGGAGAAGCAGCGAAUGUUGUCAUCGGCGGUCGAUCUUUUCAGAGAGAAUCUGCUUCUGAUGCUCAUCCUUAUGAUAUCCAGCAGCUUGCUAUGCUCUAGUUCAUGCCAUUUGCUCCACACAAACACAAAGAGAGAGAAGGAGAAGGAGAAAGAUUUCAUCUUUUUUUGCUUAUAUAAGUGUUUGAUAAUUGUUUCUUUUUGUUGCAAAAGAAAUGUUAUUGGUUUUGUGGAUGAGUUUGGGCCUCAGCCCAAAUUCUAGAUCAUGAAACCUACUGCAACUAUAAGAAAUCAUUUUCAUA